This is a messenger RNA of Durusdinium trenchii, 1344 nucleotides long. Lineage: Eukaryota; Dinophyceae; Suessiales; Symbiodiniaceae. The record is from the annotation of a GenBank genome assembly.
AUGCCAAAUUCAUUCGGUGCGCCCUGCUCCCUGGCACUGGUCCUUUGCCUUUGUGUGGGUGCUUUGGGCGUCCGCCCUGUGACAGACACUGAUGCGAUCGAAGCGAAGCAGAUGGAAGAGCAUCCAAUAGAGAAGACCAAGUCCGCGGAGGACAAGAACUCACACGCAUUGCCUGAAGCGACACUGUGGCGUGAAUUUGGCGCUGAGGAGCACCACGUUUUCAAGGCAAAUGCGCUGGCUUUUCAAAACCUAGAUCAGUCAGAGCAAUGGCGCCUGUACGCAUCAUCCAAUUGCAGCGCAGAGGAGGUGACAUCCUUUUACAUUACGAUUUACAUGAGUCAGACUGAUCCUGUUCACCAGUCCAAUGUGACACUCCAUGUGGACAAGAACCUUCCCUGGGACACCGACAUUCUCUACGCAGGGGCGCAAGGUCUUGGCCGCUGUUUGGUGUUCUUGCGGCGACCUCCUCCAGAUGCACCAGUCAUUGAGAUGUUGAAGAAGUUGCCAACAGUCUUCCAAGACAGAAGGCUACAUGCAUUUCUUGCUCUGCGCAAGGAUGCCAGGAUACACUUCGAGGUGGCCUUUGCUCUGGUCGUGCUGCUUGGUGCCGUCAUACUCGUGUGGUCGCUCCGGAUCACCGUGAAGGCAUUGAAGGAUCGUCGUCAUAGCUGGGGCUUAACAGAUGAGUCAGACUUCAGCCAGUCUCAACUUCGGCCUCCACAAGCCGCUGAGAUUUUGAAGAGAGCUUUCGCCAAUAUUGUCUACUUCCUUCUGGGUUGCGCUCUUUUUGUGGUGGAAGGCCAGCGAUUUUUUCGAAAGAACCUGGACGAUAGCGGCACUGGCUACAUCAUGGUCCUGGUCUUUCCCCUGCUCUUUGGCUGUGCUGGUGUGCUUCGCAUUUUUAUGGCCGCAGCGCGCUCGCAUUUGUACUUCUCCAGCUUGCGUCAUGGCUUGCUCUUGGAGCUGCGCGUUGUCAAGCUCUCAGGUGACUUGAUGCUGCUUUGGAUGUGGGUGGGCAUCAUUUUGACCUUGGGCAGAGCGAUGCAAGUGGUUUUUGCCCAUCGAGGCAUUGCGAUGGAGUUCGAAGAUCUCAAAGCUCUGGGGCUGCUUGCCUCACCUGUUUUCUACAUGAAGAAGUCCACGUCAGACAUGCUCGCUAUAGAAGACAUGGCAAUGAAUCGUGAGUGCAAGAUCGGCUUGGAAGGCAUUUCCGACAGGAACUUCGUUCAACUUGGAGAUGCAAAGGGCAUCAGACCAAUGAGUGAAUCUGCCUUUUUGGCUUUGGCUCGUCACCGCAAAGAGAUUCAUGUUGGGAGCGGAUUGGAGAGCAUUUGGGUACUGUGA